AUGUCGAGUCACGGCGUUCCCCGCGGGCCCCGGACACGAACGGACGAGCAGAAGCGACUCGACUCGGAAAAAAUCCAAAAAUACCGCGAACUGGAAGAACAGAUACAAUCAAGUCCCACCUACGACGCGACCGUCUUCCAAAACACCACGAAGCUUCUCCGACUGAACCCCGAAUACUACACCGUAUGGAACGUCCGCAGGCGCUGCCUAACUUCCUCCUUGUUGUCCAAACGGCCGCCUGGGUUACCGUCCUCGGGUGCGUCUUCGAGUACGUCUCCGACCGGAACCUCGACGUUGCCGUCCGCCGCGCCGUCAGGUUCUUCCUCGGCCGCGAUCCCAUCGAGCAGCCCGUCAACGCAGACGGACUUGUCAACGCCCUCACCUGAUAAAGGGGUCAAGGGCGAAGACGAAACACACAGCAAGAGAGACCAAGAUCUAGAGGCACAAAGAAAGAACGACACUGACGUCCUGGUAUCUGAGCUGCACUUUACUAUCCCGCUGCUGCUCGAGUUUCCCAAGUGCUACUGGAUCUGGAGCUACCGCUUGUGGGUCCUCGAGCAGGCCGUGGCAAGGCUCGAUGUGGCUCGCGCGCGGCGCAUUUGGGAGGAGGAGUUGGCACUGGACUCAAAGAUGCUGACCAAGGACCGUCGCAACUUCCACGCGUGGGGCUACCGGCGGCAAGUCAUUGAGCGGCUAGAGAGCAAGGAACUGAGCCUCGACGGUGGCGCGACGACAACGAGCCUGGUCGAGCCCGAGUUUGCAUACACCACCAAGAUGAUCCACCAAGACCUGUCAAACUUCUCGGCGUGGCACAACCGCAGCAAACUCAUCCCUCGAUUGCUUGCAGAGCGCAAUGCCGACGAUGCGGCGCGUAAGGCGUUUUUAGAAGAGGAACUCGGCAUCAUUCGUGAAGCACUGAACGUAGGCCCAGAAGACCAGUCUCUCUGGUUCUACCACCAGUUUCUCAUGCUCGAUCUCACGGAAUACGUUGGGCGGCCGACGAUCGUGCCGGACCUGUCUCUCGAAGAGCGCAUGGCAUACAUUGCGCGCGAACUCGACGACAUCCGCGACCUGCUCUCCGACUACGACGACGUAAAGUGGAUCUACGAAGCGCUGUUUGAAUACACGUUGGCUGUCGCGAAGAUGGAGGAGCGGCCACUGGCCGAGAACGAGCGGAGAGAUGUCGAAGCGUGGCUGGCGCAACUACGGAAGCUGGAUCCGAAGCGUAGCGGGCGGUGGGAUGACCUCGACAUGGAACACAUUCGCGGGCGGCAGCCACGUUUUGCACAAGAGUCAAAUUAG
This is a messenger RNA of Sporothrix brasiliensis 5110, 1302 nucleotides long. RefSeq names its product geranylgeranyl transferase type-2 subunit alpha. Gene Ontology annotation, cellular component: cytoplasm; Rab-protein geranylgeranyltransferase complex. Gene Ontology annotation, biological process: protein geranylgeranylation. Bases 1 to 1302 code for a protein of 433 amino acids. Gene Ontology annotation, molecular function: Rab geranylgeranyltransferase activity. The record is from RefSeq and is a predicted model, not a curated record. NCBI's taxonomy places the organism in Eukaryota, Fungi, Ascomycota, Sordariomycetes, Ophiostomatales, Ophiostomataceae. The transcript has 4 exons.